This is a messenger RNA of Echinostoma caproni, 744 nucleotides long. NCBI's taxonomy places the organism in Eukaryota, Metazoa, Platyhelminthes, Trematoda, Plagiorchiida, Echinostomatidae. The record is from the annotation of a GenBank genome assembly.
AUGCAAGCGAAUUGGGGCGGAAGGAAAUUGAGUGUGACAGACUCAGCCCCCGGUGGGCCACCAUUUAUUGGCAUGCGUGUACUUUCUUGCACAGAUGAUGAUGACCAGAAUGUGUUAACCACAUCUGGACCGGCGGCGAAGAGCACGGUUAGCACCGUGACAAACACAACAUCGUCCCCCGUACGCAUUACCAAAUCCAGCCCAGGGACACCGAGUACUAGUCGGAAGAAACAAUUGGGGUUGGUUAUCCGCAAGUGGCCAAUCGAAUCGUCUCCACUGGCAAAACAACAACACUCCAUUCCCAACACAGUCAUGCUAGCAGACGUAACGUGCGACGAACCUUGUGAACAUAACUCCAUGGCUAUCACUGUGGACCCAGAUCUUGCUUUCCCGUUUCCGAAUGCAACGUUCAACGGUCACGGAGUAUCAUUCCCGCGUGGCCAAAAUACACUCGGUGACGGGUAUUUGGGUGAACGGGAGACAAUCGUGCAUCCGAUGCUUCAGUUACCGUUGAGUACGUCCAUCCCGGAUGUGUGUCGUUCGGAUAUGGAUAGGCUAAAACGUUUACAACGUUUCACAACUCAACAAGCUCGAAGUGUGGAGGAAUUGACCAAAAGACAUCGAAAAGUUCUAUUCAAUGAGACGAGUAUCGAUCUUGUCAAUGAGUAUAGUGAUAUGAUGUGUUUUACACACGUUAACAGUUCCAAGUCGAGUAAAAAAGUGUUCUUCUGUGAUAUAUUGUAA